AGUGGAAACAUUUUAGCUGCAAUUUGAGGGCAAAAAUGGAUUUCAAUUUUUCCCUUUGUCCCCAAACGGAGGUUCACUCUUGCGACCUCUGCCUCUCCGCCUACCUGAUUCCCCUCCGCCGGCAACGACCAUCGCCGCGACCCCCUGCUCUCAGCCACCAUUCUGAUAAUCUUUUGGUUCAUCCAAGAUAACACCUUUUAUCUUCUUGUCAAUUUAAGAUAAAUCUCUCUUACUGUUAAUCGUAAGAAGCUCAGUCUCGUUUCACGUAAACCCGAGAUUUUGUAUCCAGUUCAGUUGGAGAUCGUCCAGUACAAGUAGUUGCCAAAGGUCCACAAGGUUUCGGGAUGGAGAAUAGAGAUGGCUCUUUCUUUUCAGACAUGGGAUGCAUAAAUGCCUCAAUUUUGCUCAUAAUUGGUGCUUCUACCUUGAUUGUGAUCCGGAUUUUCUACAUUAUAUAUCGCAGCAGCAAACCUCUAUAUAGUACACCACCAGGCCCUCUCAGUACUCUAAUCGUUCUAGGUUCAGGUGGUCACACUGCAGAGAUGUUAAAUCUACUAGCUGUUAUGCAGAUGGAAAAGUUUAUGCCAAGAUACUAUAUAGCUGCUGCCACUGAUAAUAUGAGUCUUCAGAAGGCUCGUGUGCUGGAGGAUUCCUUGAAGGAGAAGUCAGAGGCUGGGUUGGUAGGAACUUCUCAUUUUAUGCAAAUUUACCGAAGUCGUGAGGUUGGUCAGUCCUACAUAACUUCAGUUGGCACAACUUUAAUUGCCUUGACCCAUGCAUUGUGGCUGAUGAUCAAGAUCAGACCUCAAGUGAUUCUGUGCAAUGGGCCUGGAACUUGUAUACCACUUUGUGUAAUUGCUUUCUUUUUCAAGGCUUUUGGGAUUAGGUGGUCGUCCAUUUUCUAUGUUGAGAGCAUUGCUAGAGUUAGGAGGCUAUCUCUGAGUGGGUUGCUUCUUUACAAACUACGGAUGGCUGAUCAGUUAUUUGUGCAAUGGCCACAGCUAAAGAGCAAAUAUCCUCGGGCUAAUUAUGUAGGUCGUCUCAUGUAAUGACUCCAUUCUUUGCUCUUUCAGUGAGGGUUCUUUCAGGUGGCGAAUUCUGAAUAUUGGACUUCUGAUGAGAUGCUAAUCAACUGGCUGUUUAUUCACUUGAGAAAACACGAUGGAUGACCCAUAUGGAAAUGAGUAUACUAAGUUCAUUUACUAACCGAGGACAUUUGACCUGUGAUAUACAAAAAAGUUGAAAUAUUAAAGAAGUUAUUCGAAGUUCUUUUUCUUGCAUGUACACCACAGAUGCAUUAUAUGAACUCAAGCUCUACCAUAGAAAACUCAAAUGGAACUGUAUUUGAUGUUUUCUUAUGACCUACUGUAAUCUUAUUGCUUGAGAACUUCAUAUAAUGUUAAUAUUUAAGGGCCAUGAGUUAAUUAGAGAAGCUGAUACGGUUGUUUAA
Messenger RNA from Sesamum indicum (sesame), 1450 nucleotides. Its product is annotated as UDP-N-acetylglucosamine transferase subunit ALG14-like protein. The record is from RefSeq and is a predicted model, not a curated record. Gene Ontology annotation, cellular component: UDP-N-acetylglucosamine transferase complex. NCBI's taxonomy places the organism in Eukaryota, Viridiplantae, Streptophyta, Magnoliopsida, Lamiales, Pedaliaceae. Gene Ontology annotation, biological process: dolichol-linked oligosaccharide biosynthetic process. Gene Ontology annotation, molecular function: N-acetylglucosaminyldiphosphodolichol N-acetylglucosaminyltransferase activity.